Diaporthe amygdali is the source of this 3120-nucleotide messenger RNA. Its product is annotated as all development altered-3. The transcript is spliced from 3 exons. The record is from RefSeq and is a predicted model, not a curated record. Lineage: Eukaryota; Fungi; Ascomycota; Sordariomycetes; Diaporthales; Diaporthaceae. Gene Ontology annotation, molecular function: zinc ion binding; DNA-binding transcription factor activity, RNA polymerase II-specific; DNA binding. Gene Ontology annotation, biological process: regulation of DNA-templated transcription; DNA-templated transcription. Bases 1 to 3120 code for a protein of 1039 amino acids.
AUGGAUAACACGGGGCCUCCCCCAACCUCUGGCUCGAAUCCGUCCAACCCGACCAGCCCGGACGAGUCCUUCGCCGACUUCAACCUGCCCUCGUCCACCGACUCGCCCAGCAACAAUGGCGCAUUCAACCACAACACCACAUCCCCACAGCCGCAUUCACACCCUGCCUUUCCAGGCGCACAGGUGUAUACGCCGACGGCCACGCCCUCCGAUCGUCUGAACCCGCGCAGCUGUGUCACUUGUCGGAGGAGAAAAGUACGCUGCGACAAGCACAUGCCAUGUUCGAACUGCCGUCGAGCCCAGAUCCCAUGCAUUUUCCCCGCCCCCGGCCGCGCACCGCGCCGCCCGCGACCAAAGGACCCCAAUGCACCACCCAAACAGCCCUCCAGCGAACGCGAGAUCGAAUUGAUGAAGCGACUGCGGAAGCUGGAGGGCAUUGUCGAGGAGCUGAGCGGACAGAUCGAGGUCGAGACAGCGAGGAAUCACUCUAGCAGCGGCAAUUCCCCAGAGACCACGGCCGCCAAUGCCGCCACCGACUUCCACACGCCUGGCUCUGGGCCUCGACUGGAAAGAGCAGACAGUAUGACGGCAGGCAGUACACAUAGUCAGGGGUCGCCCUCAGGGCCGGGUGACGGCAGGAUGGCGGCCCCUUACAAUUUCAAUUCCAGCGCUGGCACCCCAGCGGCGCGACACGACAACGUGAACAAGAAGUUUGGGAGGCUGGUGAUUAAUGACCAUGGCAAGACCAGAUAUGUCAGCAGUGCAUUCUGGUCCAAGAUUACAGACGAGCUGGACGAGCUGCGACACGAGACCCAGAAGCUCACGGACGAGGAAUCGAGUGACUCGGACGACGAGAGCAUAAUAGCCACCGCGAACAAUCGAUCAGGAGGUGAUCACCACGCAUUUGUUCUUGGAUAUAGAUCAGCCGAUGUCGACUUGAGAUCUUUGCAUCCACUACCCUCACAAAUACCGUACAUGUGGCAGGUUUACCAAGAGAAUGUGGACCCUAUUGUCAAGGUAUUACACGUGCCGACCGUCGAAAACCUCGUGAAAGAGACGCGAAAAAAUCUGGAUAGCUUGACACCCGGGAAUGAAGCUCUUAUGUUUGCAAUCUACUUUGCAGCCAUCACCUCUAUGGACGAGGAAGAUACCAAGAAGAACUUUGGAGUCGACAGGCCAAGGUUGAUUUCGCAGUAUCGAUUUGCGUUGGAGCAGUCUCUUGCGAAAGCCGAGUUUUUGGUGUCUUCUGAAAUGGUUGUCCUCCAGGCCUUCAUCCUCUUCCUGGUUCUGGUUAGACGUCACGAUGAUACUCGAGUGUCCUGGACACUGACAGGGCUCGCUGUUCGAAUGGGGCAGUCGAUGGGCCUUCAUCGCGAUGGGACGUCGUUCCCGGGUUUGACGCCAUUGGAGAUUGAAAUGCGGCGGCGACUAUUUUGGGCGCUUUGCAUUCUGGACCUUCGAGCAGCCGAGGAUCAGGGCACUGACUUGACCAUCAUCGACCGGACCUUCGAUACCGAGUUCCCACUCAACAUCAACGACGCAGACAUUACACCAGAAAUGACAGAGAUGCCUCAGCCACGGCAAGGCUCGACAGACAUGACCUUCUCGCUGAUCAGAUACGAGAUUUGCGGACUUGCGAGGCGUUUGCACACCAUGUCAUCAGCAAAUGCAGGGUCCUGCCCUCGGGACGCAGCAAUUUCUUUUGAAGAACGCGAGAACAUGGUCAGAGAGGUAUACGCGAGCGUGGAGGGGAAAUUCUUCCUGGGUCCAGACGCCUCGCAAGAUCCGAUUCUAUGGACGGCGGCGAACAUAGCCCGCGUGAUUGUCGCAAAGAUGACGCUUGUCAUUUAUCAACCUAUGCUCUUCCCUGGGCCUGAAGGCGAGACACUGUCCAGCGAAAUCCGCGAUCGCAUUUUCACCGCAGCCACCGAGAUUUUCGAGUACAACCACCAGCUCAACUCAGACCCACGGUCUAGGCCGUGGCGCUGGCUUUUCCAGACCUACACAGCCUGGCACGCUGUCGCAUACGUGCUGAUGGAGGUCGUUCGUCGCCCAUGGAGCGCUGCUGUCGAGCGAGCAUGGGCAGCUUUGAAUGCUACUUUUGCGAGCCCCAAUCCUGAGGAUUUGAACCGUAUAGCAGGAGAUCAAUCGGUCUGGUUACCGCUCAAGAAGAUCUACCUUAAGGCCAAGAAGCACCGCGAAGGGGAAAUUUCUCGAUUGAAGGCCGACCCCUCGGCUGCGCAGGAAUUGGAGUUACAAGAGCGCAGAAGCGCGGGGGCACCGGCAAGCUUCGCAGCCAUGCCUGGGUCAGUCAAGACUGCAGUAGCCAACGAGCGGUGGCGGAAGCUCGUGAACGCACCGCGCCUACCGCCCGAGCUGGAAAAGCAAAAUACACCUUUCGCGCCCUUCCUCCAACAGCAGCAACCGCAACAAUCGCAACAGAAACCAUCAGGACAACAGGGCGAUUCUGUCCCGCCGUCACAGGUGCCGACUAGCAUGGGCAUCGGUGGUGGGCUGCCUGGUCAGAAUGUAGGUGACGAGAGGGCCAUGGAGAUUGUUGAGAACGUCAUGAACCAGCCUCAUUUCCAGCCCGACAGCUUCUGGCCCAUAGCCUUCUCACCUCAAUACGCGGACAUCGCACGUGCUGCGACGAACAAUGUGGGCUUCCCCUUCAGCGACCCCAUUCCGAGGCAGGACCCGACUCUUGCGAACUUCGCCAAUGGCAAUGGCGAUGCGGCAUCGAAUCGCACGGUACCUGGGACGUCGAUGUCGACCGACCCAAGAAUGCAGCAAACACCUCUUGUCGACGCGCUCAAAGUCGAGGGCAAUCUGCCCCCGUGGUUGUGGAGCGACGCGCCGGUUGCGACGACCGCGGCGCAGACGUUUGGAGGCACCCCUGGUUCUGUGACGACGGCAAGCAGUGGGGGCGGCGGACCAAUGAGUGCGAGCACGCCGGCGAGGGCGUUCAGCUUCCCGCUGCCUGCUGGAAAUACCGACGUUCAACCCGAGGACAUUGAUGUGAACAUGGACGAGGACUUCAACUGGGCGGACUGGGGACAGAGCCUGAUGGAGUCGACUGGUGCAAAUAUGGGAGGCGUCUGGAGCGCACACGGGAUGUAG